UCAAUGAAACAGCGGCCUUCAGAAAUUCUAUUUAUAAACAACCUUGAGAGGCGCUUUUCAGAUAGAUUUCAUCUCUACUGAACAGUGUUGAAUAAAAUGGCUCACAAAUACGCCAUUCUCGCGUUUGUUGUUGUGAUAUGUACACUAUUUAAAGAAGGUGAAGCCUUGAAGUGCUUCAACUGUACGAGUGUACUCGACAGUAAGUGUGGGAAGACAUGGGGGUACUCUGGGACGGAAGGAGACAAGUACUUGGUAAAAUGUGAAGGAAACACUGUAGCUUGUAGAAAACUUGAAACCACAGACACAUAUAAAGGGAUGACUGUGGUGUUGCGAUCCUGUUGGAAUGUGAGCAGUGUAGAGACCCUGGAUGAAGACUUCCUAGAUUGCACCAAGAUGGCGAGUAUCGGCAAGGCCUGCUACUGUAAUAAGGACCUAGACAACGGGAAACCAUGUAAUGGAAGACAGCCCUUGUUGGCUUUCGUCGAGCUCAUUGUCUCAGCCCUUUUAGCUGCAGUUUGUGUUAUUUUCUGAGAAGUGUAUUUUUCCAUGAUUAGUAAACUGUAAUGAAAGUGGGCAAUUAAAUUUUUUGAAAAAGAAAAGAAAAAAAAAAAGGUUUAUUUUAAGACAAAAUUAUGGUAUAAGUUUAAUAAGAAAGAGACAGUGAUUUUCGGUUUGUAUUAAAUUUUCAAAUACUGAAUCGACAUCGGAGUGUAAACCGUUACACUUUAGUAUUGAAUUUCAAAGUAAAAAAACGAAUUAUCACUUGCUUAUAAAAUGAGUUGUGAAGGACAUUUUUAAAUGAUCAUGCCCAAUGUAGAAGCCAGUGUGAUAAUUUUACUCGGUCCGAAAGAGGGAAGGCAACAAUGAAUUAUCAGAUCAUCAAAUAAGCCAUCCCGCGAUAAGCUAAGUCACACAAGGUCAAAUAUUGAUUUUCAGUUAGAUUUAAUCUAGAUGUUACAAUUUGCAUAGCCUACAUUGUAUGCAUACAGUGGAUUAAAAAAAAAAGUUUAAAAUAUUUUGAUAUAAAAAUUCAAAGAAAGUCUGUUUUACUCCUAAAACCCAUUAGCUUGACUACGUUUAAUCAUGAAUGUGUUACUGAAAUAAAUUGCAAACACACUUUUACUUGAUGUAUAAGUAAAGAUAAUGAUGCUAAUUCCUCAUGUCUAGCUACAGGGAAAAUGCAACUUAUGCAAAAUGUUUGUAUCUAACAAUAUUUUCACAUCCAUUUGUAGCAUAUUGCUUAAAAUAUAAUUACAUUCAUCAGCUUCUAAAGAGACGCAAAUAUAAAUUGGGCAAUUAGUGAAUGACAUAUGCGUCAUGAAGUCAAGAUGCAUUAUAUUUAUUACUGCAUCAUUGUUAUAUGUAUUUUUUUCGUAAAACGUCGUUUUCCAAUGGUAUUUCUGUUAUGUAAUGGGUUGGGAUGGGAGAAGUGCUAUUAACUUUACCAGUGUACAUGGAGUCUGUACCAGUACAAACAUGUUCUCCACAAGUAACUGCAACUUCUCCACAUGAAUACUAUAAGACUUAGUGUAAAUAACUUGAUUUAACAAUACUGUGGACAGAUUUUUCAUUGGAUGCAUAACUCAUUAGGUUGAUGUAUUUGUUGUGUCACAAAGUAGUGAAUAUUGUCUACAAAUAAUAAUGGUUUUUGCACAGUAAACAGGUAUGGUAGAACUGUGUACAUUAUGAUAUAAAUGUUUUGCUUUUGUGUAAUAUAUAUAUCUUUGAGCAGUCCAUCAUGACUGGAAUGUGAAAAUACUUAAACAUUAUAAAAAACACAAGUUCUCCUGUGCAAUAAACUCAUAUCAUUGAAAAUAAAUCAGGUUUAAAUGUUUGGAGACCAGUUCCAAAAGCCAAGUACCUUAUUGGUUAAGUCAAAGCACACUCUUCAAACUGACCAAUGAGAAGCCUGCAUUCUUUGACUUGUUCCCAAACUCAAAUUUUAUCAUUUUAAGUUGCAUGUUUUAAUCAUGACUUGAUACCUUUUUCCAGUUAUAUUAUUCUUUAUUCUUGUAAUAGACCUUGUAUAUAAUACUAGAAAUACCAGUCUUAGUUCACCAGUUGUAUAAAAAGUUGAAUGUUAACUGGACUUAUAUUUUGUAAAGGAUCUUCCAAAAACAUCUCAUCAUUCAGCAAGAACAUCUAUAAGUAAUUAUUUCUUUUUCUCACAAGUACAAGCUAAAUAUGACUAUAUCCUGAGAAAAAGAUAAAUAGAAAAUGAUUGUGUAUUGCAUACAGUGCAAGCCUUUUAGGCAAACACCAUUAGCAAAACUAAAAUGCAUUUGAUGAGCAGAGGUUGUUUCUGCAGAGAGAUUUCUUUUUUAUAUCAAAGACUUUACAGAAAGGUUUG
Messenger RNA from Mercenaria mercenaria, 2350 nucleotides. RefSeq lists its product as uncharacterized. Gene Ontology annotation, biological process: regulation of synaptic transmission, cholinergic; sleep; positive regulation of voltage-gated potassium channel activity. NCBI's taxonomy places the organism in Eukaryota, Metazoa, Mollusca, Bivalvia, Venerida, Veneridae. The coding region runs from base 97 to 531 and encodes 144 amino acids. The transcript is spliced from 3 exons. The record is from RefSeq and is a predicted model, not a curated record.